Messenger RNA from Suillus fuscotomentosus, 1882 nucleotides. RefSeq names its product SKIP/SNW domain-containing protein. Gene Ontology annotation, biological process: mRNA splicing, via spliceosome. Lineage: Eukaryota; Fungi; Basidiomycota; Agaricomycetes; Boletales; Suillaceae. The coding region runs from base 27 to 1760 and encodes 577 amino acids. Gene Ontology annotation, cellular component: spliceosomal complex. The record is from RefSeq and is a predicted model, not a curated record. The transcript is spliced from 6 exons.
AAUUGAAUUGAACGAUCAUCUCUGCUAUGGCUGCCCUCGCUGCUCUACUUCCACUACCCGCGUAUGCCCCAGUUGUUUCAGAUGAUGAAGAAGAAGUUCCUCAGCCUGCUCCGUCUCAAUCUGUGAUCACUCGUACACCAAUACCGCCAUACGGCCAACGAGUGGGAUGGAAGCCGCUAAAAUCAGAGGACUUCGGAGAUGGUGGUUCAUAUCCCGAAUGUCAUGUUGCACAAUAUCCAUUAGACCUCGGGCGGAAGAAGACGGCCGCAGGCAAUACUCUUGCUCUUCAAGUCGAUAGCGAAGGCAAUGUUCGUUAUGACGUUAUUGCUCACCAAGGCCAACGUUCUGGCAAAUAUAUUCAGUCCCAAUUCAAAGACCUUGUCCCUAUCGCUCAUCGAAAAGACCUCACGGAUGAACAGCGGACGAUGGAGCGCCCUUCUGAGGAGGAAGUUCAAGCCACUGCGGAUAAAACCCGGGCCGCUCUUGAGCAACUUGUUUCCGGAAAGAUCAAGGCUGCACAACCGAAGCAUGUCCCGGAUGCGCAGGGGAAGACGACAUAUAUACGAUACACACCCGGCCAGCAGAACGGGGGUGACAAUGGCGCGCUUAAGCAGAGGAUUAUCAAAAUGUCAGAGGUUGUGGAAGAUCCGAUGGAGCCGCCGAGGUUUAAGCAUAAGAAGAUCCCCAGGGGACCACCCAGUCCGCCCCCUCCUGUACUGCGGAGUCCACCAAGGAAGGCGACGGCGGCAGAGCAGAAGGAGUGGAUGAUCCCACCGUGUAUAUCCAAUUGGAAGAACAACAAAGGUUUUACUAUCCCACUCGAUAAACGGUUGGCUGCAGACGGUCGGGGUCUUCAAGAUGUUCACAUCAACGAUAAUUUUGCCAAGUUCUCAGAAGCAUUGUUUGUCGCAGACAGGCAUGCUCGUGAAGAAGUUCGGCAACGUGCACUCAUGCAGCAAAAGCUUGCACAAAAAGAGAAAGAAUCCAAAGAGGAAAACCUCCGCAUGCUUGCACAGCGCGCCCGCCAAGAGCGCAGUGGUGUUGCACCUUCCCGACCAACGGCAGAAUCUCGGGCUGCAGUCACGUCAACUCUUGCUGGCUAUGGCAGCGGCAGUGAAUCUUCUGCAUCGGACGCUGAACCGGAAGAUUCAGAAGAACAGGAAGCUCGCAAACUCCGCGACGAAAUGCGUGCCGAGAAACGUCGUGAACGCGAACGCGAAAUGCGGAUGUCGAACAUGGGCGCCGAGCAGCGUGCCAAGAUGCUUGCACGGCAACAAAAUCGUGAUAUCUCAGAGAAAAUUGCGCUCGGUCUUGCCAAGCCGACCAUGUCGAAAGAGAGCAUGCUGGAUUCAAGGCUGUUCAACCAGGAGUCGCUCAGUGGUUCGUUUGCAGAUGAAGACAACUACAACUUGUACGAUCGGCCGUUGUUCCACGGCUCGACAGCGGCAGCGGCGAUAUACAAGGCUAGGGGUAAUAUUGCAGAAGGCAACGACGACUCAUUCGGUGGUGGGACCGAGGAAGGUAUCGGUAAGGCUCUCGACAACGAUCGAUUUGGUCUUGGGAAGGCACGUGUUGGGUUUGAGGGAGCUGAGGAUCAAGAAGUCCGUGAAGGACCUGUACAAUUUGAGAAGGAUACAGGGGACGUCUUCGGUCUGGAUAAAUUCUUGGAUGAGGCAAAGUCUGGGAAAAAACGAGGUCUUGACACCGAUGUUGGUGGGUCGCGGAAACGACAACAACUGGAAAAGGCGUCCGACUUUUAGGCACUUGUAUUCUAUCGUUGUUAUUCUAUGUAUCCUAGUAUUCGCGGUUUGCUUCGCAGUUUGCAUGGAUCGUGCAUUUAUAUAUUCAUUUCUCUUCCAUUAUAACUUAAAAUCUAUUAUCG